AAGAAACAAAAACACUUUCUUUCUGUUUCCCAUUUCACUUUCUUUCUCUUUUCUCACACAUGGCCUUUCUGUCUUUUAUUAUCAUCAUCUCUAUUUCCUUGCUGUGUGUUUGGUUGGUGAGUCCCCACAGUGCCCUUCUAAACCUCUAAACUAAAACCUAUCUCUCUCUCUUUUCUCUCACUCAUUCAUUCACUCACUUUCACAUAAAAAAAAGUCUCAAAAAACAGCUUUCAUUUUUACACAAAAAUAGUCUUUUUUUUCCUCUUCCAUUACAAAACAUUAACUAGGUUUUGACUUCUAAUGUCUGUCUCAGUCAUUGUCCACUAGAUUUUUUCUUAGCCACAAGGAGUGAUGAUUUUCUUGAAAAUUAUUGGUGUUUACAUUAAGAAGCUUUCUUGCUUUGUUGGUUGAGACUCAAAGUUUGAAGCUUUGGUGGUGUUUGGGAUUUUUCAGUUCAAGUAAAUUUUUUGUAACAGCUGUUGAUGUUCUCAAAUAAAGACAGGUUUUUUAAGGUAAUAUUGUCUUUGUUUCUCUUGUCUCUUGGUGAUUAUCAUUUGAAAUCCAAAAGGGUCAUGGAUCUACCUCUUAGAAUCUCAAUUUGAUCUUUGGUUUGUUGUUAGCAAGAUUUGUUGGUUGAGAGAGAUAAAAAGAGAGAGAGGGGAGAGAAUGAAAUGCAUAGAAGGUUAGAGCUAGAAGAAAAUUGCCAAGUUUUGAGUGAGUUUUUACCACUUUGGCCUUGUUGCUUUUUGCAAGGAUUCUUGAGAGAAAAGAUUUUCAUUUUGCAACGGUUGAAAUCUUCAAAGCUGCUUUAAUAAGACCAAAACCCCAAGUGAAUAUUUUUCUUUAACAAAGCCUAACGUGCCUCCAAGUUUCAAUUUUUAAGGCACCCUUUUGAAGAAUUUGUGUUAUGAUAUAUUGCAUUGGAGUUAUAUUAUAUCCUUGAGCUGAAUUCUCAAAAUUUUCCAAGUGUGUUUAUCCAUGAAGGUUCCUUUUCCAAGCAUAGUGAUGCUUGUUUUGCUUCUUGUUUGCUUUGUAUCACUUCCUCAUGUUAGAGCUCAAUCUUCUUCAAAUAGUGAAGCAAAGGCUUUGGAUGUUGUUCUCCAACAAUAUGCUUACAAGUCAUUGGUGAAUCCAAAAACAGGUACUAUUUACAAUGCAACUCAACUUCCUUCAAAUUUAACUGGAGUUAAGGUUUCGGCAUUAAGAUUAAGGAGUGGAAGUUUAAGGAGAAAAGGUUUUCACAUGUACAACGAGUUCGAUAUUCCAAGUGGAAUAAUUGUGAAACCUUAUGUUGAAAGAUUGGUUUUUGUGUAUCAAAAUCUAGGAGUAGGAAAUUUGUCCAAAAAGUAUUACCCUUUGCCUAAUUACACUUACUUGACACCGGUUUUAGGACUAUUAGCUUACGAUGCUUUAAAUUUGUCGGCUACAAAUUUAUCUGAGCUCGAAAUUAAUCCUUCUGGUGACCCUAUAUCGGUCAAGUUCCAAGAUGUUGAAUCACCUCCUCAUGGAAGUGUUGCGAAAUGUGUUUGGUUUGAUUUGAAGGGUCAUUCCAAUUUCAGCAAUGUAAAAGACGGUAACACAUGCUCUACUUCGCAACAAGGUCAUUUUUCUAUAGUUGCUAAGUCUAUUGUUCCUCUAGGACCGAAAGAUCAAGGAGAGGGUGGUGAGAAGAAGAAGAGUAAUAAAAAGGUGUGGAUUAUUGUUGGUUCUGUUGUUGGAGGACUAGUUUUGUUGGUGUUGUUUUCGUUGCUAGCUUUGUUUAUAAACAAAUACAAACAUAAGAAGAAAAUGCAAGGUAUGGAAAGAGCUGCAGAUUCAGGAGAAACUCUUCAAAUGGCUUCUGUUGGAGAUACUAAAGCACCUGCUGCAACGGUUACAAGAACACAACCAGCGCUUGAACACGAAUAUGCACCUUGACAUUAUACUUUUCGCACAAUCUUUAGUUGCUGGUUCGGUCAUAUUCAAGUUAAUUUAUUGCAAUCAGAAAUUCUUCUACUCACCCUUUUCUUAGAUUUUGAUUGUCUGCGGUCACAAUCUUACGCAUUCAUGCAGUCAUCUCACCGGAGGACAUUGGAUCGAGAUCAGGUGGUGCAUAAAAUCUACAUUGUCAUCUCGAUCCAAUGUGCAGACUGCGUGAAAUUGCUGAUUUGAGGUAAUCGGAAUCCUUUUUCUUUUGGUACAACUUUCUUUCCUUGUUUGCUUCACAUAGGAAUUUUUGUGUACAUCUGUAAUGGUUUUAGUUUGUUUCAUGAUUCAUUGUGAUGGUAAUUUAGCAGUAAAAAAAAAGUGUUGAUAAUGCCAUGAAUUCAGUCAUGCUCCAUUGAAAAUGAAUAAAAACUUCAACAACUACUUGUGAUUAUUUAAUUUGUUUUUACUUUCUGUCUUCACAUGGUUGAAAACUUAAUAGCUUGAAAUAAAUGUUUGUGGUCACACUGCCUUUCAGUUCACAUCACUUCUGUUCACACUGCCUUUUUAGUGUUUACAUUUAAUCAUACAUUCAACAUAUCAAACAAAAGAUACAAUUUUAUUUUUGAAAACUUGGUAUCGUGCCUUGAGACCGACUAAUCUAAUAGGGAGAGAAGCACACGAAUACUGCUAGUCGCGACUAAUUUUCAUCGAUAACCUCUUAAGCGCAUAACAUGUCUAAGAGUUAGAGAUCGAACUCAUGACAACUUGCUUAAGGUGUCUGAAUCUCUUAGGACUCCGACCAACCAUAUUUUGGCCAACCACUUAUUAGAAUUAGAAUAGAAUUAUAAAGUACUUAUUCUAGGAGCCUCUCCUAAUCAUUGCUUGCAUUUGUUUUUAUUUAGUUUCCAAACACAAAGACAAAAGAAAGUAUAUAAACAAAUAACAACACUUUGUGCUGUUGUGUGCUGGCAAUUCAGUGGUCAUCUAUCUACAACUGAAAAGUGAAAAGGACAUAGUAAUUGUAAUUAGUAUAAUGCAGGCAACAAUGUCAGGACAGAAAGUAAAACUUCAUAGUUUUGACAGCAAAUUCUUCUUCACAAAAUUGGAUCUUCUACUACAAUUAUUACUACAGCACAAUAUUGCAA
This is a messenger RNA of Vicia villosa (hairy vetch), 3053 nucleotides long. RefSeq lists its product as uncharacterized. Gene Ontology annotation, cellular component: membrane. The transcript has a single exon. NCBI's taxonomy places the organism in Eukaryota, Viridiplantae, Streptophyta, Magnoliopsida, Fabales, Fabaceae. The record is from RefSeq and is a predicted model, not a curated record. The coding region runs from base 979 to 1917 and encodes 312 amino acids.